CAGUAAUGUUAACUUCCUCUCGAAACUCGCCCCAAAAUCAUAUUAUUUGUAAAAAAUAAUUAAAAAAAAAAAAGCUCGUAGAAAAUUAAUUUUGGCUAUAAUUCAUAAUUUAUUAUCCAAAUUGCAAAAGACUUUCAUUUGGUAAUUCGAAGACCGCCGGUUCUUGGUUGUUGCCGGCUUCGUCAACUGCCUCUUUCAACUCACUUUCCUUCGUAUUCAUCCCAUCCCAUCCCAUCCCAUCCACGCGCCGCCAUGAGUGACUCCUCUUCGUACCCUCCGAUCGACCCCACCACAUUCGACCUCAUCGUCGUCGGCACAGGUCUACCGGAAUCCGUGAUCGCUGCUGCAGCCUCUGCCGCCGGGAAAACCGUGCUCCACCUCGACCCGAACCCUUUCUAUGGCGGCCACUUCGCCUCUCUACCUCUCCACGACAUAUCGGAUUUCCUAAAUUCCGUUUCUACCCCUACUCAGCCAUCGACCACCACAACCACCACCAUCGACGGCAAUGAAUACACCGUGGUGGAUCUAAGCCGCCGGUCUCUCUAUUCCGAUAUCGAAAUAUCCUCCUAUGUCCCGGAACUCCUGGCCGAGAAUUCAAGGAAAUUCAACAUCGAUCUUGGCGGCCCUAAGGUUCUGUUUUGCGCGGACAACGCCAUCGAUCUUUUAGUGAAAUCGAAAGCGAGCCAGUAUUUAGAAUUCAAGGGCGUCGAUGCCAGCUUUGUUUGUAAUGAGAGUGGGAGGUUGUGGAACGUGCCGGACUCACGGUCGGCGAUAUUUAAGGACAAGAGCCUUAGUCUUACGGGGAAGAACCAGCUGAUGAGGUUCUUCAAGCUCGUUCAGCAACACUUGGAGGCUUCUGGGCACGAAGGUAGUGACAGUGGCAGUGACAGUGCAAGGAUUUCGGAUGAGGAUUUGGAGAGUCCAUUCGUGGAAUUCUUGCAGAAAAUUCGGUUGCCAACCAAGAUUAAAUCGAUAAUUCUUUAUGCUAUAGCCAUGGCAGAUCACGAUCAAGACAAUUUGGAGGUUUGCAAAGAUAUACUUAAAACUAAAGAUGGAAUAGAUCGUUUGGCUCUCUACCAUAAAUCAGUUGGCAGGUUUCCUAAUGCACCUGGGGCUUUGCUUUAUCCUAUUUAUGGCCAUGGGGAACUAUCACAAGCCUUUUGCCGCCGAGCUGCUGUUAAAGGUUGCAUCUAUGUUCUGCGAAUGCCAGUUAUUGCUUUGCUUAUAGACAAGGGCAAUGGGCAAUAUAAGGGUGUUAGAUUAGCUUCAGGUCAGGAUUUGUUAAGCCACCAGCUUGUCCUAGAUCCAGCCUUCUCUGUUCCAUUAGCAUCAUCUCCACCGGAUCUUCUCAGAGAAAGACUUAAAGGUUUAAGUCUUAAAAAUGUUAAAGGGAAGGUGGCUAGGGGGAUAUGUGUUACAAGUUGUUCCUUGAAGCCAGAUGUAUCAAAUUUUCUGGUGGUAUACCCUCCUCAAUCUUUGUACCCUAAGCAGAAUACAUCAAUUCGGGCUUUACAAAUUGGUGGGGGUCUGGCUGUUUGUCCAUCAGGCAUGUUUGUGUUAUACUUUUCUGCUUUAUGUGAUGACGGCAAACAAGGGAAAAAUCUACUGCGUGCAGCAAUAAAUGAUCUUCUCAAACUCUCUGGUCCUGAAAAAGCUGAAAGUGGUUCAGCUGCUGAAGAUGAAAAUGCUGAUGUAAAACCCACCUUACUUUGGAGUGCAUUGUAUAUUCAGGAGCUGACUACGGGCCAAUGUGAAUAUCUGAGCUCCACUCCCCUGCCAGAUGGAAAUCUGAGCUACAAUGAUCUAUUAGAUGAGACUGCAAAGCUUUUCGAUAAGAUGUAUCCACAUGAAGAAUUCUUCCCAGAGAUAACCUCGCCUGAGAGCCUUGAGGAUGAAGUUGGGCUUAGUCUCGAGGGCUAAUGAGAUAUGAUCAGCAGAAUCAAUGUAUAAUUCGUACUGGGGCUUCGUUUGCUGGGCCGAUCCACUUUAUUCGGCUAUUGGUGAAAAACGAAAAACUGAGGCCUUUUGUAUUUUUAUAUGAAAAAUAAUAUUUACUUUACGUUAAAUUAUUUAAAUUUAUUUAUUUUUUUA
This is a messenger RNA of Ziziphus jujuba (common jujube), 2091 nucleotides long. RefSeq names its product rab escort protein 1. Gene Ontology annotation, cellular component: nucleus; Rab-protein geranylgeranyltransferase complex; cytoplasm. The record is from RefSeq and is a predicted model, not a curated record. The coding region runs from base 253 to 1920 and encodes 555 amino acids. Lineage: Eukaryota; Viridiplantae; Streptophyta; Magnoliopsida; Rosales; Rhamnaceae. The transcript is spliced from 9 exons. Gene Ontology annotation, molecular function: GDP-dissociation inhibitor activity. Gene Ontology annotation, biological process: small GTPase-mediated signal transduction; vesicle-mediated transport; intracellular protein transport.